Arabidopsis arenosa is the source of this 560-nucleotide messenger RNA. The record is from the annotation of a GenBank genome assembly. Lineage: Eukaryota; Viridiplantae; Streptophyta; Magnoliopsida; Brassicales; Brassicaceae.
AAAGAUAUCGCUAAGAAAACAACACUCCAAAUAAGAAAGAGCUAGUUUAAGAAUGGUACUUGGAAAUUCCUCCAGUUCUGGUCACAAAUCUCAUCAUCAUCACCAUAAUCAUCAUCAUCGGGACUCGAUGAAGGAGUUCCGAGCUGUAUUUGAAGCCGAAGAACCGAUCCAGGGCUUCGAGUAUGCAGAUAUGAGGAGGUCGAAGAGCGAGAAUGUGGGCACGAGAGAGGUUGCAAAAGCAGAGGAUGUUGACAAAGAAGCUGAGCAAUUCAUCAAGUUUGAGCAUACGAAGUUCAGUAAGUGGAUGACUAAGAGCGCCUAGCGUAUGUGGACGAAGAAUAAGAAAUAAUAAGUGACAUACCAUAAUAAUAUAGAUUGUAUUAAGUGAUUUGUGUUCUUCUUCUUCUCCUGGGUUUUAUUUUGGUUUUGUAACAAAAUGGGUGUUGUUUCCUUUGCCUAGAAAGGUGCAUGGAAAUAAAGUCUAUACAAAUAGAUUGUAUUAAAUGAUUUGUGUUCUUCUUGUGUUUAUUUUGGUUAUGUAACAAAAUGGGUGUUGUUUC